UGGGGUCUCUUGAGGGCAGGUGCCAGGGUCGGUCUCCUGCUGGGUGUUGCUGCAGCCUCCCAAGGUAGCGGCGCUGGGACUUCGCCGCUCUGCACCCCCCAUCCUCGGGGUAGGAUCCUGGGACAGCAGAACAGAUGCAUCGUUUGGCAAUUGAUUGGACCCUGCACUUGAAAGAGGUCCAGGGAUGAUAUAUUUUGGGGCUGUAUUUCUCCACCCUGGAACUCAUGCAGUCUGUUCCAGAACAUUGACAGUCCUGCUUAUGUGACACACCCUCAGUAAAGGUCUGAUGGACAGACACUUUUUGUUGACCUUGCAGCUAUUUUCUUUCAUGUGGAAUCUUGAAGACAAGGUGACAGCAACCAAAAGUACCUGCUCUGGCGAAUAGAAGUGCUCCUCUGCGUUAUCAGAACAUGGGCCCUCGUUUAAAGUUCCAGCUGUGAUCCUUGGCUGUCUGUGGGCGUUGAAGGGACCUGAUGUUUUACGUUAUUGGUGGAAUCACAGUGUCUGUGGUUGCAUUCUUCUUCACAAUUAAGUUCCUCUUUGAGCUUGCCGCACGUGUAGUCAGCUUCCUCCAGAAUGAGGACCGCGAGCGCCGAGGGGACCGGACUAUUUAUGACUACGUGCGGGGAAAUUACCUGGAUCCCCGAUCUUGCAAAGUUUCCUGGGAUUGGAAGGACCCCUAUGAGGUGGGCCACAGCAUGGCCUUCCGAGUGCAUUUAUUCUACAAGAAUGGGCAGCCUUUCCCCGCACACCGGCCUGUGGGACUGCGAGUUCACAUUUCUCACGUGGAGCUAGCCGUGGAAAUUCCAGUGACGCAGGAAGUCCUACAGGAGCCCAGUUCCAACGUGGUCAAGGUGGCCUUCACUGUACGCAAGGCUGGACGUUACGAGAUCUCAGUGAAGCUUGGUGGACUAAAUGUGGCCUACAGUCCCUACUACAAAAUUUUUCAGCCUGGAAUGGUGGUUCCUUCCAAGACUAAAAUAGUAUGCCAUUUUUCUACUCUUGUGUUAACUUGUGGGCAGCCACACACCCUUCAAAUAGUACCUCGAGAUGAGUAUGACAACCCUACCAACAAUUCCACAUCCUUGAGAGAUGAACUCAAUUACAGUUUGUCCAUUCAUGAGCUUGGUCCUCAAGAAGAAGAAAGCACUGGAGUCUCCUUUGAGAAGUCAGUGACAUCCAACAGACAGACUUGCCAGGUGUUCUUGCGACUUACCCUGCAUUCUCGUGGCUGCUUCCAUGCCUGCAUUUCAUACCAAAGUCAGCCAAUCAAUAAUGGCGAAUUUGACAUUAUUGUUCUGAGUGAGACUGAGAAGAAUAUUGUCGAACGCAAUGUGUCCACCUCAGGAGUGAGUAUUUACUUUGAGGCUUAUCUUUAUAAUGCUACCAACUGUACCAGCACACCAUGGCACCUCCCACCCAUGCACAUGAGUUCUUCCCAGCGCCGGCCUUCCACUGCUGUUGAGGAGGAAGAUGAAGAUUCACCGUCUGAGUGUCACACCCCUGAGAAGGUGAAGAAGCCAAAGAAGGUGUACUGCUAUGUGUCACCAAAGCAAUUCUCAGUGAAGGAGUUCUACCUGAAAAUCAUCCCCUGGCGCCUUUACACCUUCCGAGUGUGCCCAGGAACAAAAUUUUCUUACCUUGGCCCUGACCCUGUCCAUAAGCUCCUGACGCUGGUGGUAGACGAUGGCAUUCAGCCUCCUGUGGAGCUCAGCUGUAAGGAGAGGAACAUUCUUGCUGCCACUUUCAUCCGCUCCCUUCAUAAGAACAUAGGAGGCUCUGAGACCUUUCAGGACAAGGUAAACUUUUUCCAACGAGAGCUUCGACAGGUACAUAUGAAAAGACCACAUUCCAAAGUCACCCUGAAGGUCAGCAGGCACGCCUUGUUGGAGUCAUCUCUGAAAGCCACUCGUAAUUUCUCCAUCUCAGAUUGGAGUAAGAACUUUGAGGUGGUUUUCCAAGAUGAAGAAGCUCUGGACUGGGGAGGACCUCGCCGGGAAUGGUUUGAGCUAAUCUGCAAAGCACUAUUUGAUACCACCAGUCAGCUCUUCACACGAUUCAGUGACAAUAACCAAGCAUUAGUGCAUCCCAACCCCAAUCGCCCUGCUCAUCUUCGCUUAAAGAUAUAUGAGUUUGCCGGGAGAUUGGUGGGCAAGUGUCUCUAUGAGUCCUCUCUGGGAGGGGCCUACAAGCAAUUGGUCCGAGCUCGGUUCACCCGUUCUUUCUUGGCCCAAAUCAUAGGAUUACGUAUGCAUUACAAGUAUUUUGAAACAGAUGACCCAGAAUUUUACAAAUCUAAAGUUUGUUUCAUCCUCAACAAUGACAUGAGUGAGAUGGAGCUGGUCUUUGCCGAAGAGAAAUAUAACAAGUCAGGACAGUUGGAUAAGGUUGUAGAACUCAUGACAGGUGGAGCUCAAACCCCAGUCACCAAUGCAAAUAAAAUCUUCUAUCUAAAUUUACUGGCUCAAUAUCGGCUGGCCAGUCAAGUGAAAGAGGAGGUGGAACAUUUCCUGAAAGGCCUGAAUGAGUUGGUCCCAGAGAACCUUUUGGCUAUCUUUGAUGAAAAUGAACUUGAGCUGCUGAUGUGUGGGACUGGGGACAUCAGUGUGUCUGACUUCAAAGCCCAUGCAGUGGUUGUCGGAGGCUCAUGGCAUUUCAGAGAAAAGGUCAUGAGGUGGUUUUGGACUGUGGUUUCCAGUUUGACCCAGGAGGAGCUAGCUCGGCUACUUCAGUUCACAACAGGCUCCUCUCAGCUACCACCUGGAGGCUUUGCUGCCCUCUGCCCCUCAUUCCAGAUUAUUGCUGCGCCCACCCACAGCACGCUACCAACGGCACAUACAUGUUUUAACCAGCUGUGCCUCCCUACGUAUGACUCGUAUGAAGAAGUGCACAGAAUGCUGCAGCUGGCCAUCAGCGAGGGCUGCGAGGGCUUUGGCAUGCUCUGACCACUCCUGCCGUUCACUUGGCCCCUGUACUCUCCAGAGCAUCUGGGUGCACCUUACAGACGUCAUAACCACUGACCCUAACACACACAUAACCAUCAGCCAGAAGGUGCUGCAUGCUCCCCUGUGUCUGGAGGAUUUAGGCACCUACAAGCCUUGUCCUUCCCUCGCCCCCUUCCUGUCCAUCUUCCCCACUGGUCACUUUAGCAUGGUACGUAAUUCGAGCUACACAUUCAGUCAUGAGAAGAGAGAGGCCUGUGCUGCUGUAAUUUCAGUUGGUUCUCAGAGGAUCUCAGUGGAGGGAGUGACUAGAGUGACCGCGGGAGAUGACACAAAAGCUUUGGCUCAUCUAGAAAGCUGGCGUUCCCUCGCCUUCCUCAGCCGCCUUCGCUGAUGCUCUUAGAGGUCGCUUCCGUGGCCCUUGCAACUUGACCUGAGGUGUGUAAGUCCUUCUGAUGGACAGCUUAAUUACCUCCUCUCACGUGGGGCCGGGAGAAGCAUGAAUAGGAUGACCCACGUGAGCAAUCUUCAGCUUUGUCCCUCCAUGCUACAUCAGGCACAGGCUGUGACUCUGGACUACCUCUAACGGGGGCUGAUAGCACUGGACGAUGUUUCUGUGGUGUCAGAACUGGAGAGGAAACUUUCCCUGCAAGUGUUUCUGGAAAUGAUCAUUAGCCUACAAAGAAGAGCUGUGUGAGCUUUUUCUUGAGUAUGAGCCAGUAAGAAAAACAGACAGACCUAAGAAUGUGAAAGAUAGCUGGGCUGUAGCCUUCAGUGAUGAAUGUGAUUCUGCUCUGGGGCUAAGGGGCCUGUUUAGGCACAUGACUGGCUCAGAGACUACUGAUGCUUCUCCUGCGUUUGUUCUUUACAGUGAGGUAUGGCUGGGCCUGGCCACUUAACCUCCAGCUUAUGCAACUGGGAAGAGCUGGGGAUUAUUUUCCUUUUUUGCUAAAGAAAAUGUUUAGUAAGGGACAGUAAGAAUAGCCUAUCCUCACUCCCCAUUUCUGUCUUUGCUUGGUGGUCCCUGGCAGCACUGAGGCAAGGGAAAAGGAAUCAGUUGGUUUAGUGCUUAUGACAGGUCCUUCAGGUCAGGACCUUGGGACACGCACAGAGGAGAUAAGUCUGACAAUAAAUGCCUCUCUGUCCUGGUUAUCUCCCUCCCUCCAUCACUUGCUAGCAAGAGGAACUAAGGAGGGAGGAAGAUAGGUUCACUGUUGUGCGAUGAUUGAAGAGAACCUGCAGCUGCCUCUGGAAAGAUGACAGCAUCCUCUUUCAACAGUUUGGAUGAAAACAUUUUCAAGGCUCCAAAUCUCAUCAACUUCCCAAAUUUCUGUUCUCAAGAAGGAUUUGCUGCGAGCUACUAUUCCCAUUGGGGCAUUCAACUGAGAAUAUUACAAGCCAUCUGUCGUGCCAAAACCAGCAAGUGCGGAGUCCAGAGAGAAGGCAAGACUCGUGGCUAAGCCUCAGCCUCCAGGAAGCGUGUCUGAGCCCUUCUGUUCCCAGGGGUCACAAGGAACAAGCCCUCCUGAGCUGCUACAUUCCUGCCUGACCUCAUUUCUUCGCAGUUGUCAUUUGUCCUAGGUGUGGGUGCUGACCUCACUCCUCCAUGGGUCUCAGAUCCAGCAUGGGCCUCUGUGCCCCAGGGUCCUCCAUGCCACGUGGUCACUGCUCUCCUCAGGGACCAGGACAGGGUGCUGCUGCUUACCCCAUCGCUUUCCCUUGGGGUCAGAAGGCAAGUUUCGUCAUCAUCCUGGGCAACGCAGUGCUGUCCCAGGGCCCCAGGUGUUCCCGGCUGGGGGCAGGUGGACCGGCUCUGCUGUCUUUGGCAGUUGUCCCUCGUGAUUCUGCAGUCUCCCCUCCAGCAGCUCUCCAGAGACGGGUGCUGGAGCGUGAGUUGAUUUUCUUGGCUAGAUCUGUCAUUUUAAGCACUAGUCAUAGCGCUUUUCAGAGCGUCUUGGGCACCAGCUGGCGUAGCUGCGCCCUUAGCCCCAGAGUCUUUGUUUAACAAAACCCUUUGGUACUGUUGUGGUUUUCUAUUUUCCCUCCACUUCACUCUCUUAGUUCUGUUCAAAAGUAUUUUGCUCUUUUUGACCUUUCUUUUUCCCUUUUACCCCCCUAAUCCUAGCUAGAAUGGGGGUUGAAAGUACAAUAUUCAGAGAAAAGGAAAAGUGUUUGUUAUUUCUUGGGCAAUUUUUAAAUUCACAGUUCUUAUUUUGGCUGGUUCUUUAAUUUUUGCCCCUGUGGCCCAGGUACGGAGGGUGGGGGUUGGAGGGGCAGCUAACCUUCUGACCUUUUUGUGUCUUUGAAGGAGCCAGGCACCAAGUGAACACCAUAGAGAGUGUCGGCAUGUUUCUAGAACUUCAGCAGAGAUCAAGCCCUGCUGCAAAAUUGUCGGGCCAGGCAAAAGGGCCAGACAGUUGCAGUCAUAGUGUAAAUAUUUUGUACAGUAAAUAAAUCACUUUAAAAGGACAAAGGAGCAAGUGACUGUUUUGAGUGGUGGUUCAGCGCUAAAAUUGGAGAUGGGGACAGAAAGAAAAAUUUAGAAAUGGUUUUGUAUUUUCCCAGUGAUUGCUUCAGAAACAGUUAGCUUGGUAUAGAACAUACACGAGAUCCCUGGCAGUCCCAGACUUUGCCCUUUCACCCUCCCCUGACUGCUGUCCAUGGUGCCAGGCACAGAGAGUCCAGUAGAUGGGUGUGUGCUUGUGCUGAGCUCCUAAAGAGGAAACUGGUUUGGCAAGCAUCUUUUCUCAUCAAUCUUUUGAACAUGAAUUUAUUGUUGUUUUACAACAUAAGAAACUGAGUGUAGAGAAUUUAGAAAUAAAAGUACAAGGGAAA
Messenger RNA from Condylura cristata (star-nosed mole), 5777 nucleotides. It is a transcript of the gene AREL1, whose product is annotated as apoptosis resistant E3 ubiquitin protein ligase 1. Gene Ontology annotation, molecular function: ubiquitin-protein transferase activity. The coding region runs from base 474 to 2945 and encodes 823 amino acids. The record is from RefSeq and is a predicted model, not a curated record. The transcript has 20 exons. Gene Ontology annotation, biological process: proteasome-mediated ubiquitin-dependent protein catabolic process; positive regulation of protein catabolic process; protein polyubiquitination. NCBI's taxonomy places the organism in Eukaryota, Metazoa, Chordata, Mammalia, Eulipotyphla, Talpidae.